Messenger RNA from Coprinopsis cinerea okayama7#130, 1200 nucleotides. RefSeq lists its product as hypothetical. The coding region runs from base 1 to 1200 and encodes 399 amino acids. The record is from RefSeq and is a predicted model, not a curated record. The transcript is spliced from 4 exons. Lineage: Eukaryota; Fungi; Basidiomycota; Agaricomycetes; Agaricales; Psathyrellaceae.
AUGAGCCAACGAAAGAGACUGGCAAACUGGGACGAUAGCGACGACGACAGCGGCUAUCCGUCAGCACUGUUGGAAGCUGCCAGGAGGGAUGACUGGGAUUCGCCGACCAAAGCAUCACGGAGGGUGAGGUACCAGCCCCGACCACGAAAGCCCGGGAAGUAUCGGAGUCAGCAAGUGCCACAGGAGAACCAGCCGACAGUGUUGGAGAACGAACCGUUGGAGGGUGCAGAGCAUGAGGCGCCUGAUGUUCAAGUUGAUCGCGAUCCUGGCAUUGGGUCCGAGAUCGACACAGCCACUAUCUCCCCCGAGAUCGCUCCCGGUUUCUCGUCCGAGGUGCCCGACAAUCGUCUCGAUACCUAUGUUGAUGCAGUUACCGCUCACGUCGCCGGAUUCUACCACCUGGAGGGCAACCUUUUCGUUGUUCAAGGUUGGGACAUUGAAAAGGGCCAGUCCUUGGACCACUGGUACCAUUUGGAAUACAAAUUACUGGUCGGCGAAGCAGACUCCAACUCAUUGCUUGUGGCGUGCACUUGCCCUAGUGGGCUCGAUAGUACUUGCAUUCAUGGUCAAUUCUUUGUUAAGUACGAUGUUUCAUCCCUACUCGAUUUCGGGGAUGAGCAUGUUUCAGAACAUUCCCUAGCAAUCAUGUUCCUACAAACUUCCCUUCAGAAUGACGAUGUGACCUCUUAUUUCUCUGUCCGUUCUGCGUCGACUUCCGCUCUGAAGGGCCGCGCUAUCGUGAGGCACACAGGUGCACCGGGAGGCUGGAGCGGAACCUGGCGCUGCUCGAAGGAUACUGGCACAGCGACCUGCAUUCACGUGCGCCGAGUCCUGUUGGUGGUGGGGCAAGGGGAGGACCAUGGUGACAUAGGAAAUUGUGGCAGCUUUGCGGCGAGUAGGCCGUGGGAAAUCGCUGCGGCCAAAUAUCACACCUUCCAGUCAACGUUCCGAGCUGGGCGACACUCCCCAGUGACCCCCAGCAUUAUCCUCCGCCUCCUCCCUUUCGCUCUGUCCCAGAAACUCCUUUCCUUCUCGAUGCACAAUCGUCUUGCCCGUGCCCGACUGGACGCACGUUCUACGAUAGCUUCAGGCCUACGAUCUUUCGCCUGUGCAAGGUCUACACUCUGUGCGGACUUUACUCUCAUCAGAUCGAACUCCAACCGUGCCCCCAAUGCCCCCCCUCGCGUCGCAGGUUCAUAG